Messenger RNA from Oryzias latipes (Japanese medaka), 6397 nucleotides. It is a transcript of the gene lrp5, whose product is annotated as low density lipoprotein receptor-related protein 5. The record is from RefSeq and is a predicted model, not a curated record. Gene Ontology annotation, molecular function: protein binding. NCBI's taxonomy places the organism in Eukaryota, Metazoa, Chordata, Actinopteri, Beloniformes, Adrianichthyidae. Gene Ontology annotation, biological process: nervous system development.
UGCCCUUUCUCUCCGUGCGCGAGCCCGACAGUCCAAAGUGGAAAGUAGCGCGAGCGUAAAACGAAGACGAAGAAAAGUCCCUUUACAGCCCCGGUCACGCGCGCGCACAUGUACGCGCUCAGCGGCGGGUCAGAGAAGACUCCCGGGAUCGAACAUCCGAACAUGGAGCGGGAGUCCCGGCUGUGACGGGGAUGGGAGGUCUGCUGGCGCCGCGGCUGCUGCUCUGGAGCUGCCUGCUGUCCGCGGGCUCGGGGUCUCCACUCCUUCUUUUUGCCAACCGGAGAGACGUCCGUCUGGUGGAUGGAGAGGGCCCGCGCGGGGAGUCGGCCAUCGUUGUUAGUGAUUUGGAGGAUGCAGCAGCUGUGGAUUUCUUUUUUGCUGAGGGCCUGAUAUUUUGGACGGAUGUCAGCGAGGAGGCCAUCAAACAAACACGCUGGAAUCAGUCAUCUAACUCACUGAAGGAGUCUCUGGGAACCGAUCAGAUCGUGGUGGUGCCGGGCUUGGACAGCCCCGAUGGGCUCGCCUGCGACUGGUUGAGUAAAAAACUUUACUGGACGGAUUCUGAGACCAACCGCAUUGAGGUGGCAAACCUUAAUGGCACCUCCAGGAAGGUCCUGUUCUGGAUGGACUUGGACCAGCCCAGGGCAAUUGCCCUCAACCCUGCACAACGAUACAUGUACUGGACGGACUGGGGGGAGGAGCCAAGGAUUGAGCGUGCCGGCAUGGACGGCAGCAGAAGAGAGGUGAUUGUUAAUGAAGACAUUUUCUGGCCAAAUGGUCUCACUGUUGACCUGGAGGAGCAGAAACUGUACUGGGCCGAUGCCAAGCUGAGCUUCAUCCACAGAGCCAACCUGGAUGGAUCUGCACGUGAGGCUGUGGUGGAGGGCACCCUGACGCAUCCUUUUGCUCUGACGCUGUCAAACGAGACUCUGUUCUGGACCGACUGGCAGACCCAUUCCAUCCACGCCUGCAACAAACACCGAGGAGACAAAACCAGAGAGAUCCUGGGUGGGAUUUACUCUCCAAUGGGCAUCCAGGUUCUGGAGUCAUACCGACAGCCUUACAUCCGGACCCCCUGCAGUGACAACAAUGGAGGCUGCAGUCAUCUCUGCUUGCUCUCACCAGUGCCCCCUUUCUACAGCUGCACCUGCCCUACAGGGGUCCAGCUCAGAGCUGACGGAAAGACGUGCAAGCCAGGGGCGGAGCAGGUUCUGCUGCUCGCUCGACGGACGGACCUGAGGAGAAUCUCACUUGACCUGCCAGACUUCACCGACAUAGUGCUGCAGGUUGAUGGGAUCCGCCAUGCCAUAGCUAUAGACUAUGACCCUGUUGAAGGGUAUGUGUACUGGACAGAUGAUGAAGUUCGAGCCAUCCGACGAUCCCGUCUCGAUGGCAGCAACGCCGUGAUGCUGGUCACCACAGAAAUUAACCACCCAGAUGGCAUCGCAGUGGAUUGGGUGUCCAGAAACCUUUACUGGACUGACACUGGCACCGAUCGCAUUGAGGUCACGAGGCUCAAUGGGACCUCUCGGAAAAUUCUGAUUUCUGAGAACUUGGAUGAACCCAGAGCCAUCGUUCUGGAUCCUGUGAAUGGUUACAUGUUCUGGUCUGACUGGGGGGAGCGUCCCAAAAUUGAGCGUGCCAACCUGGAUGGAACAGACCGGCUGGUCCUGCUUAACACUUCUCUGGGCUGGCCCAAUGGAUUAGCUUUGGACUAUGCUACAGGAAAGCUGUACUGGGGAGACGCAAAAACAGACAAAAUAGAGGUGAUCAAUGUGGAUGGCACGGGCAGAAAGACUCUGCUGGAGGACAAGCUGCCUCAUAUCUUUGGUUUCACUCUCCUGGGUGAUUACAUCUAUUGGACUGACUGGCAGAGACGAAGCAUUGAGAGGGUUCACAAAGUGACAGCUGUGAGAGAAAUCAUCAUUGACCAGCUGCCAGACCUAAUGGGGCUGAAGGCGACCAAAGUGACAGAAACCCACGGUACAAACGGCUGUGCGGUGGAAAACGGCGGCUGCAGCCACCUGUGUUUCUGGCGGCGGCGGGCAGUUAGCUGUGCCUGUCCAAUGGGGAUGGAGCUCCUCCCAGACCUUCAGACCUGCGUGGUACCGGAGGCCUUCUUGCUGUUCACCAACAGGGACAGCAUCAGGAGCAUUUCUUUGGGAACAAACAGCAAUGAUGUGGCCAUUCCUCUGACAGGAAUCAAGGAGGCCUCCGCUCUUGAUUUCGAUGUCUCUGAAAAGAGAAUAUAUUGGACAGACAUACAGGCCAAGACGAUCAGCAGGGCGUACAUGAACGGCAGCUCUGUUGAACACGUCAUUGAGUUUGGACUUGACUACCCAGAAGGCAUGGCAGUUGACUGGAUGGGUCAUAACAUCUACUGGGCAGACACUGGCACUAAUCGCAUCGAGGUGGCCCGCCUGGACGGCCAGUACCGGCAGGUUCUGGUCUGUAAAGAUCUGGAUAAUCCACGGUCACUGGACAACCCACGCUCCCUGGCACUGGACCCAGCUAACGGGUUCAUGUACUGGACCGAGUGGGGGGGUCUUCCUCGCAUAGCUAGAGCCUACAUGGAUGGCAGCAUCAUCACAACGUUGGUGGAAAAAGUGGGGCGUGCUAACGGGCUGACCAUUGACUACGUUGACCAUCGACUCUACUGGACCGACCUGGACACAUACAUGAUCGAGAGCUCCAACAUGCUGGGCCUUCAGCGGGAGAUCGUGGUGGACGACCUUCCCCACCCGUUCGGGCUGACUCAGUACAAGGAUUUCAUCUACUGGACGGACUUCAAUUUGCGCACCAUUGAGCGUGCAGACAAACGGGGGGGGCUGAACCGUACAGUGAUUCUAAAGGGUCAGCUGGAGCUGAUGAUGGACAUCCUGGUCUUCCACUCUUCCCGUCAGGACGGCACCAAUGAGUGUUCCCUCAACAAUGGCGACUGUGCCCACCUGUGCCUGGCCACGCCCACCGGUGCGCAGUGCCGCUGCACCUCCCACUACACUCUGAACCCUGACGGCCGGAACUGCAGCUCUCCGUCCAGUUUCCUGCUGUUCACUCAGAAGAACAGCAUCAGCAGGAUGGUUCUGGGAGAGCAGAGUCCUGACAUCAUACUGCCCAUUCACGUGGUGAAGGCCCGAGCAGUUCAUUACGACCCGGUGGACCGACUUAUCUACUGGCUUGACGGACGGCAGAACAUACGGAGGGCCAGAGACGACGGAGCCAUGUCUUCAGUGAUGGCAACCAGCACAGCUCAGCCAGUGGAGAACCAGCUUCACGACCUGAGCCUGGACCCCUACAGCCGCCAUGUUUACUGGACCUGUGAGAACACCAACACCAUCAACGUUCAGAGGAUGGACGGCCACACAGUCGGUGUGGUGGUUAAAGACAACACAGACAAGCCAAGGGCCAUUGUGGUCAACGCUGAGAGGGGAUACAUGUACUUCACCACAGUGCAGGAGCGCUCCGCCAAGAUCGAAGGAGCGAGUCUGGACGGGACCGAACGGGAGUCUCUGUUCACCACAGGUCUGAUCCGACCUGUCGCUCUGGCACUAGACAACAAGCUGGGAAAACUGUUCUGGAUCGAUGCUGACCUCAAACGCAUUGAGAGCAGUGACCUGACAGGAGCCAACCGUGUGGUCUUGCAGGACUCUAACAUUCUGCAGCCGAUGGGCCUGACGGUUCUGGGAGAACAUCUGUACUGGAUCGACCGGCAGCAGCAGAUGAUUGAACGGGUGGAUAAACUGACAGGAGACAGACGGACGCGGGUUCAGGGCCGCAUAUCCUUCCUGACAUCCAUCCAUGCUGUGGAGGAGAUGGACCCCCGGGAGUUUGAGUUACACCCUUGUUCCCGGAACAACGGGGGCUGCUCUCACAUCUGCAUUGCAAAAGGUGAUGGGACCCCCCGCUGCUCCUGCCCAAUCCACCUGGUUCUGGCUUCAGACCUGCUGCGCUGUGGAGAGCCCCCCACCUGCUCCCCAGAGCAGUUCACCUGCUCCACGGGGGACAUCGACUGCAUCCCUCUGGCGUGGCGCUGUGACGGCUUCCCCGAGUGUGAGGAUGGCAGUGAUGAAGACAACUGCCCCGUCUGCUCAGUGUCCCACUUCCAGUGUGAUGAAGGCAGCUGCAUCGACGCUCACAAACGCUGCGACGGAGAGCCGGACUGCGCCGACAAGUCGGACGAGCACGACUGUGAAGUCAUCUGCUCCCCUGGUGAGUUUCGAUGUGGCGAUAACCAGUGCAUCACUAAGAAGCAGCGUUGUGACGGAUACUCGGACUGUCCCGACGGCCUGGACGAGCUCGCCUGUGAUCAUGCCCCCCCUCCUUCAAGCUUCAACCAUGACCCUAAGCCCAUCAUCCCCGUCAUUGCAAUUAUGCUGCUCGUGUUUGUGAUUGGGGGGGUUUAUUUUGCCUGCCAGCGUGUGGAGUGGCGUUGCUAUAAGGGUCCCAACGGGACUUUCCCUCGUGAUUACAUCGGCGGGACCCCUCAUGUUCCCCUCAACUUCAUUGCCCCCAGCAGCUCCCAACACGGCACUUUUCAAGGUAUCUCAUGUGGGAAGUCCAUAAUGAGUUCGGUCAGCCUGAUGGGCAGCAGCAGCAGCGGGGCCCCUCUGUACGACCGGAACCAUGUGACCGGAGCGUCCUCCAGCAGCUCCUCCUCCACCAAAGGAGCCUACUACCCUCAGAUUCUGAACCCGCCUCCCUCUCCAGCCACUGACCGGUCCCUCUACAACACUGAGAUCUACUCGUCCAACAGCCCAUCCACCACCAGAUCAUACAGACCAUAUCACGCCAUCCGUGGUGCUGCCCCGCCCACCACGCCCUGCAGCACGGACGUCUGUGACAGCGAUUACACCCCCCACCACCUGGCAGCAGGACCGCCGCCCUCAGCGGGCCGCUGGAAGGCAUCGGCCCACAGCGGCAAACACAACAAGUACUACAUGGACCUGAACUCGGAUUCGGACCCGUAUCCCCCACCCCCCACGCCCCGCUCCCAGUACAUGUCUGCAGAGGAAAGCUGCCCGCCCUCCCCCUCCACCGAACGCUCCUACUUCCACCUAUGCCCCCCGCCCCCGUCCCCCUGUACCGACUCCUCAUGACCCCUCUACAAUCGGGGAACUCUCUGAGGAAUAGAGGGAAGAGGCCCCUCCCCCCAUCCAUUUGACCACUUGUGCAAACGUGCAGCUUCACCUCGCCGCUUCAUUCAACUGCUCUGGUUCUGGCCCCGCCUCCCAUCAUUCCAGGUGUUCUUAAGGUCUUGAGAGACGGAGUCCACCAAGGACAAGUGUCCACCAGUUCCUGCAGGACGUCCAGCCUCCACUGCUUUCUUCACGCCUCCACAUUUUAUUGGAAGCUAUGAGAGACCCCCACCCCCACCCCAGACCUCAGCCCCGCCCCCAGACCUCACAGAAGUGGGGAUCUGCUGAUCGAUUGGCUGUUGGACUAGGAUGGAGAAAGAGCUCUAUGCUUAGCAGCUCACUACCUGCAGCCUACAGGACCUCAGAGGGUGAAGCUCCUCCCCCUCCUCCUCCUCCGUCCUGUUUACCUAAACUACAUUUGCUGCUACUCUGGGUUGCAUAGACUGUGGUUCUGACUCCGCCUCCUCAAGCCCUGCUUGUGCUGUUGGGGGCAGAUGGGGGCAGCUCUGACAGGGGGAGCAGAGCCGUGACCCAUCAUGGAAGCCCGUUACCCAAAAAGCCCCCCCCCCCAUGAAAACGCACACAGACGUUCUUACGCUUGUGGUGGAUGUGAUGCUGGAAGAAACGUGACGGAGCCCCUGGUCCUGACGUUAUGAAAGCCAUAAAGACUGACUCACCUGUGAACAUCACUGCCCUGGUCUGAAGAACCGCCCCCAAAGAGAAGGACGCACUUCCUCACCGCCGAGCCCCUGCUGUGUUUGUGGGUCAGGCGCUCAGCCUCGCACCUCUGGAGCGUCCAGCCCCACCAGAGGACUUCUGCAGCUUCAGUGGUUGAAAGGAAAUCCACUCCUGUGUCUUCAUUCCAACGGGAUGAUGGUUGGCUUUCAGGACACGCGUUGGUCCAACCCUGAGGGUUGAAGAGUCUGCCUGUCAGACAGAUAUGUGGUCCGUCUUCACGUCUAAACCUGCAGGGCUGGACGUUUGUACCACAGCACGGAGGCUGUGAGGGAUUCUGAGCCUGCACAUCACUGCCACCCUCUGGCUUUAAAAGAGCAGUGGAGAUUUGAACAUUUACUGAGACUUGAUUUCCACUGAUGCCUGUUUGAACCCUCUGAAAGUCUUCCUCCAUGUUUGGUGGUCCUCAGCUGAAGCCCACAUGAACCGCUGCACCACUGAAAGCCUGUUUGCUGUCUCAACUUUCUUAAAGUGACAGAUUUUGUAUCAAAAGCAUUUUUAUAUAAUAAAGGUUUUAUUUUAAGGAA